UCCUUACUGCCCUGCAGGUGUUCCUGCUUGUGACCAAGAGAAAGAGGACAUAAAAUCUUUAAAUCCCAGCAGCAGGUCUGAGGGUCUGUGUUCACAGAUCUCUCAAGGCAAGAAAAAGAGAAGGAAACUAUCCCAAACCGUCUCUGGGAAUCACUACAUCAUGCAAAAAUCCUGCAAAGAAAAUGAAGGAACGCCCAAGUGCAAUAUGCCAAAGAGACAGGAAGAGCACUCCUAUGGAGAGUUCUAACGCCAGCAAACAGAAGGGAAUUUUAGGCAAAGGCUGCUUCAGUCUCUCGAGGAAUUUAAAGAGGACAUAGACUUUAAGCAUUUUAAGGAUGAAGAAAGGACAAGAGAGGGAGAUGGGAUGGAAAGGCAUUUGGAAGAGAUAAGGGGUCUGAGAAAGAAAUUUAGGGCUUUGCUUUCUAACCAUAGGCAUUCUCGGGACCAUCCAUAUCCCAUUUAAUGCACUUCUCCCCUGAAUUCAACUAUUUUCUGUUAUUAAUAUUGCAGCAUUGGUUCCUUUUGUCUGCGUUUUCUUGUGAAAUAUUUGCUACUAUUUUAUUCCAAUCCUUCAAUGUUUUACGUGUGACUCUUGUUACCAUCAUUUCAUCUUUUGACCUGAUCUCACUCAUUUAAUAGAGUUGUUUCAUUUGUUUGCAUGUGAAGAUGCUCAUUGCAUAUUGUAAAGUGAAAAUAAUAUGUUGAAAAAAUUAUAUCUAUAAAUAUACCUAUCUAUGUAUGUCUUAUAUGUACAUUUAUAUAUGUCAUAAUACCAAAAAAGUCUGAAUUAUUAUGUAACAAAAGGUUAACAGUGAUUUGCUGUUAUCUGCAUUUUAUUUUAUUUUCUUACUUAUCUGCAUCUUCUCAUUUUCCAAAAAUGAAUUAUAUGUAUGUGUGUGUGUAUGUGUGGAUUACUUGUGUCACAAAAAACUAAAACAGACAUGAUAAAAUAAAUUGUCAAUCACCUUUGAAGGGCAAUGAAACAACAAACUCCUAAUAACAGAACUUGGAGUAGGAAAUGGCAACCCACUCCAGGAUUCUUGCCUGGAGAAUCCCAUGGACAGAGGAGCCUGGUGAGCAAAGAGUCCGUACAUGACUGAAGUGACUUAGCACAUGUGCACACAGUAUAUAUGUAUGUAUACUUAAGCAUUAUUUAUUAACUGGACUUUGCAUUUUGCAUUUUCAAGUAAAGGUAAUUAUAUUUCAUUAUAUUUCUAUUGAUUACUGCUGUGACUUAUGCAUACUGGGUACUUAAAAAAUGUUUACUUAAUUAGAAUUAUAGUGUUCUUGGCCUAGUUUUUUGCAGCCCAAAAAAUAAAGUCUGACACUGUUUCCACUGUUUCCCCAUCUAUUUCCCAUGAAGUGAUGGGACCAG
This is a messenger RNA of Bubalus bubalis (water buffalo), 1375 nucleotides long. RefSeq names its product transcription elongation factor A like 7 (gene TCEAL7). The transcript has 3 exons. The record is from RefSeq and is a predicted model, not a curated record. Lineage: Eukaryota; Metazoa; Chordata; Mammalia; Artiodactyla; Bovidae.